Messenger RNA from Exophiala aquamarina CBS 119918, 1560 nucleotides. RefSeq lists its product as uncharacterized. Gene Ontology annotation, cellular component: plasma membrane. NCBI's taxonomy places the organism in Eukaryota, Fungi, Ascomycota, Eurotiomycetes, Chaetothyriales, Herpotrichiellaceae. The transcript is spliced from 2 exons. Gene Ontology annotation, molecular function: phosphoprotein phosphatase activity. The record is from RefSeq and is a predicted model, not a curated record. Bases 1 to 1560 code for a protein of 519 amino acids.
AUGACAGAGAAGUCCAGCAAACAACCUGCGCUUGUCAAUAUUCCAUCUCGUACCUCCUCAAAUCAGAAAUUUUCUGAGCUUAAUUCCACCGUACCUGCAGCUCCCGCCGUCCCCAAUGAACCUCCUCCGUCGCCCAGAAGAGGUUCCAAACGCAGCCUCCUGAGCAGAAGUAGGAACAACAGCAAAAGCAGUCGAAAGUCCGCCAGAGCUGCCCGCACCGCCGAUUCCUCCAAGGAACCCAUUCCCAGCCUUCCACAAAACGAAGCAUCUCGACCCGAAAAGAAAACACGAUCUGGGUUUCUCGCCUUCCUCAAUUGUUGCAGUCCGCAAGAGGAUUUUGAUGCUUCAAAGUCGGAUGAUCCUGACGUCGCCGCAAAGAAAAUCAAAAUUCAACCCACUGCCCAACGGGCGCCUCGCCCUCAAGAGCACACGGAAGUGACGGAGAACGAAAAGCCUUUGGAGAAGGUGGGUACUGAGGCCAAUUCGUCUCAAGGUGCGACCGCAAGCGAGAGGAAUGGCGAGCUUUCAGAGAAGAAUCCGCUCGAAGACUCCAGGCCGAAGAUUUCAAGUGAAGAGGCGACCCAUCAACGAGUCGCCCCAGUAUCUAGUGGCACGAUACCCAAUUCCACUCUUAAAGAUGCUGGUUCUUCGGAGCACGAGGUAGCUUCGAGUAGCCAACAGGAUCAGUUGAAGACGACAACUCUUGUUUUGCCUGAUCAAAUCACGGCCCCGAAUGUGAAUAUCAUCAGUCCGACACCUGUUGAGCCUGAGCACCCCACCAAUGUUCAAAGGCAAGACGGGAAUAGCAAGAGGAGCAGCGAUGUUGAAAUGCCAGACGCGACAGAUGGGUCUGCAAUCGAAGAAGAGCCUUUGGAUGAGCCACCACAGCCAGCCGAACAACUACCUCAUGCACCUCUUCCUCCACCUCCACCUUUAGUGAAGCGACAAGAACAGGUUGGCACCAAAGAAGUACCUCCUGUGCCAGAAGCGAAUCCCGAAAAAACCGCAUGGCUGUUACCUCCGAUCCAGCCACACCUGCAAGGUCGAAAGUGCCUGGUGCUUGAUUUGGACGAGACACUGGUUCAUAGCAGCUUCAAAAUUCUCAAUCAAGCUGAUUUCACGAUUCCAGUGGAGAUCGAGGGCCAAUAUCACAAUGUUUAUGUGAUCAAAAGACCUGGGGUUGAUGCGUUUAUGAAAAGAGUUGGUGAGCUGUAUGAAGUGGUGGUCUUCACCGCGUCGGUCUCCAAAUAUGGAGAUCCUCUACUAGAUCAGCUCGAUAUUCAUCACGUUGUUCACCACAGAUUAUUCAGAGAGAGCUGCUACAACCAUCAAGGGAACUAUGUCAAGGACUUGUCUCAGGUCGGAAGAGACCUGAAGGAAACGAUCAUCAUCGAUAAUUCACCGACGUCGUACAUAUUUCAUCCACAGCAUGCGGUUCCGAUUAGCUCGUGGUUCUCGGAUGCACAUGAUAAUGAGCUUCUGGACCUAAUACCUGUGCUUGAGGACUUGGCGGGUCCGAAAGUGCAAGAUGUCAGCUUAGUCUUAGAUGUGGCACUAUGA